Schizophyllum commune H4-8 is the source of this 1689-nucleotide messenger RNA. RefSeq lists its product as uncharacterized. NCBI's taxonomy places the organism in Eukaryota, Fungi, Basidiomycota, Agaricomycetes, Agaricales, Schizophyllaceae. Bases 1 to 1689 code for a protein of 562 amino acids. The record is from RefSeq and is a predicted model, not a curated record. The transcript is spliced from 7 exons.
AUGCAAAACACGACCAGCGACUUGACCAAACCUGUGCUUCUCUUCCUACUUUGUGAUCCCUCCGAUCGGGUGGCGAUCGUCAAACGACACAUCGGCGACCUACUGCGGUUCGUGCGCAAUGAUCGACCCGACCCAACCCUGUAUACCCUCCUGCGAGAUGCAGUGGAUGACCUUCAGGCCCGCUACUCUCAGGAUGUCAGCGACGCGGCGGUUGUUUAUCGCUUGGAGCACCCGCACGGUCUACCGGCCGGGCAUGACCUGCCUACGCCUUGUAUAUCAGAGUCAGGGUACGGGCCCCUUGAAGAGGUGGAGGACUUGGCCAGCCAGGCUGGCUAUCCUGUUCAUCAAUUGCAGGACUUGUUCUUAGCCGUGAACCCCGAACUCCCACCCCGCGAUCCCAACGAACCAAAUACACCGCCCACAAGCGAGGCCGAGACCGGGGACGCGCCGGGUGAUGGAGGCGCGCCGCCAGGCUCGGAUGCGGAGGGAGCCAUACAGAACUUCUGCCGGGUUGUUAUACGCAGCUCCCCGUAUCGCCGCCUGCCGUCCCCUAGUGAGUCGCAGCAGGAGAACGAGUAUGUGACAGCCGAUGGAGCCGGGGAGAUUUUUCUGGCCCAUCGCCCGCUGUUUAUCCUAAUGUGGGAGAGCAGCAUUCGUGCCAUGUGCGCCCCGGCGGCCGGACGGGCCGGUGCCCUGCUGAGUAAGCCUCCUGCGGCAUUGGCCGACAUCUCACGUCAUCGACAAGAUUGCGUCUUGCUCCUCCUCCGAAACAUCAUGGAUAAUCAGGACGGGCUGGUCGACCGGUUCCGUGUCGCAUUGCAGACUAACAACAGCGCGGCUCUGCGCACGUUCUUCGAUCAGCAACGCAAUCUUUUCGAGUACGCCAUAGCGGGGGGUUUGGGUCCGACCUGCAGCUCUAUGGCGUUGUCGGCCGUCAUGCCGUUCUUGGAGGCGGAUCGUGCUGCUGACAGGGCAUCUACGGCGACAGAGCCGCCCGAGCCUGCGGCCCCAGUGACUCAUGUGGUUUCCUCCAGUGUGCACGAUGCUAGCCGCCCGCUUGCCGUGCCUCCUUCAAUCAUGCUCUCGGAGGCCAGCUCGCCUCCGCAAGUGCCCUUCGAUGAUGUGCCUCCCUCCCCUCCGGCCAUUCUAAACAAUCCAUCGUCUGCGGCCGGCGACGACCGCUCUAUGUCGCGAGAGGAUGCGCGCGCGGCUCAUGACUUCCCGAGCUCGACAGACGAUGGUCUGCCCGCUCCGCCCCCCGCAUCGGCUGCCACGAUGUCUGGUCCAGGAGCCUCGAGCGGCGUCAACGCCAUCAAAAGGCAGGAAAGCGUCCCACGAGACACGCAAGCAGAGGACCCGCGCGAUCUCCUCCUGUCAGCGCCGUUGAUCCCGCACAGUCCAACAGAGAUGCGCCGAGCUUCCGACGGUGUCAGCAUGGCACUUCAACCUCCGGUCGAAUCCGAUGUGGCGAUCCACAUGCAGGAUUCGGACGUGGUAGCGUUGCUGGAGGCGAUGAAGCGCCUUUCAUUCCAGGCGUCCGAAUUUAGUCAUCGGGCUUCCCUGAUACCAGUCCUGGCCGACACCGCCCGCGAGCUGGUGCGCCGCAUAGACCACAGUAUGCGCCCUCCUGAAGUAGGAAGCAGUGUAGGACCCGACACAUUCGGCGUGGAUAUCAGGGAGGCAGACUAG